Messenger RNA from Meriones unguiculatus (Mongolian gerbil), 1773 nucleotides. RefSeq names its product endoplasmic reticulum lectin 1 (gene Erlec1). Gene Ontology annotation, biological process: retrograde protein transport, ER to cytosol; endoplasmic reticulum unfolded protein response. The record is from RefSeq and is a predicted model, not a curated record. Lineage: Eukaryota; Metazoa; Chordata; Mammalia; Rodentia; Muridae. The transcript has 14 exons. Gene Ontology annotation, cellular component: endoplasmic reticulum lumen. Bases 148 to 1599 code for a protein of 483 amino acids.
CUCUCCGGAAGGAGACGUGGCGGCGGUUGGGUCUCCGAUACCUAGGACGCUUUGUGGUCCCGCCGCCGCCUCCUUCUCCUCCUCCUCCACCUGUUCUCCUCGGGUAGCGGAGGCUGUGACGGCGGCUGGAGGACGCGGCGACGGAGGAUGGAGGAAGGAGGCGGCGGCUUGCGGAGCCUUGUCCCGGGAGGGCCGCUCUUGCUGGUCCUGUACGGUCUCCUAGAGGCGUCCGGCGGGGGCCGAGCGCUGCCCCAGCUCAGCGACGACAUCCCCUUCCGAGUCAAUUGGCCCGGCACCGAGUUCUCUCUGCCUACAACUGGAGUUUUGUAUAAAGAAGAUAAUUACAUCAUCAUGACAACUGCACAUAAAGAAAAGUACAAAUGUAUACUUCCUCUUGUAACAAGUGGGGACGAGGAAGAAGAAAAGGAUUAUAAAGGCCCCAAUCCAAGAGAGCUUUUGGAGCCACUAUUUAAGCAAAGCAGUUGUUCCUACAGGAUUGAAUCUUACUGGACUUAUGAAGUAUGUCAUGGGAAACAUAUUCGACAGUACCACGAGGAAAAAGAAACUGGCCAAAAAGUAAAUAUUCAUGAAUACUACCUUGGGAAUAUGUUGGCUAAGAGUCUUCAGUCUGAAAAAGAACAAGAAGCAGAAGAAAAAGAAAAGUCAAAUGAGAUUCCCACUAAAAAUAUUGAAGGCCAGGUGACACCCUACUAUCCUGUGGGAAUGGAAAAUGGUACACCUUGCAGUCUGAAACAGAAUCGACCCAGGUCAAGCACUGUGAUGUACAUAUGCCAUCCUGAAUCUAAGCAUGAAAUACUUUCAGUAGCUGAAGUUACAACCUGUGAAUAUGAAGUUGUCAUUUUGACACCACUCUUGUGCAGUCAUCCUAAAUACAGGUUCAGAGCCUCUCCUGUGAAUGACAUAUUCUGCCAGUCUUUGCCAGGAUCUCCAUUUAAACCCCUCACCCUAAGACAGUUGGAGCAGCAGGAAGAGAUACUGAGGGUGCCAUUUAGGAGAAAUAAAGAGGAAGAUUUACCAUCAGCUAAAGAAGAAAGAUUUCCAGCCAUCCACAAACCUAUUGCUGUUGGCUCUCAGCCAGUGCUCACUGUUGGAACAACCCACAUAUCCAAGCUAACAGAUGACCAGCUCAUAAAGGAAUUUCUUAGUGGCUCUUACUGCUUUCAUGGGGGUGUUGGUUGGUGGAAAUAUGAAUUCUGCUAUGGCAAACAUGUACAUCAAUAUCAUGAGGACAAAGAUAAUGGGAAAACUUCUGUGAUUGUGGGGACAUGGAACCAAGAAGAGCACAUUGAAUGGGCUAAGAAAAAUACCGCUAGAGCUUAUCAUCUUCAGGACGAUGGCACCCAGACAGUCAGGAUGGUGUCGCAUUUUUAUGGAAAUGGGGACAUUUGUGAUAUAACUGACAAACCCAGACAGGUGACUGUAAAACUAAAGUGUAAAGAAUCAGAUUCUCCUCAUGCUGUUACUGUGUAUAUGCUUGAACCUCACUCCUGUCAAUAUAUCCUUGGGGUUGAAUCACCAGUAAUCUGUAAAAUACUAGAUACAGCUGAUGAAAAUGGACUUCUUUCUCUCCCCAACUAAAGGAUAUUAAAGUUGAAGGAAAGAAAGAUGUUUGAAAGUCAUCACUUCUUCCUGACCAUGUGUCAUUGUAGUCUUACCAUUGGACCUUGUUUGUUGUAUAACAAAAGUGGACUGGCAACCAUACUGUAAAAUUCAUGUGUAUAUAAGAGAUUACUGAUAAACUUGUAAGGCAAA